This is a messenger RNA of Loa loa (African eye worm), 138 nucleotides long. RefSeq names its product zinc knuckle family protein. The record is from RefSeq and is a predicted model, not a curated record. Lineage: Eukaryota; Metazoa; Nematoda; Chromadorea; Rhabditida; Onchocercidae. The transcript has a single exon. The coding region runs from base 1 to 138 and encodes 45 amino acids.
AUGGAUCUAGCACCACUAGAUCAACAAUUGCCAAAGGAAGAAUUGCGGCAACAAUACGAGGUCAGAAAAAGAAUCGUUGAAAAAACAAAGCGCCUCGAACUAUGUAUUGGCAUUCUCGAAUCAACAAACAAGAAAUAG